AUGUCGUCUCAGUCGGGCCCAUCGUCAGCUUCCUCCAAUUCACCGACUACCCCCGCUAUCUGCCCACCAGAACGUACGGCUACUGCGUCUGGUUAUAGAACCCAUGCGAGCUCUGCCAGUCGAAAUGUUAGCGACGUUGGUCCUGCCUCGGAUAGACGCGCAGAGAGACGACGAUCGACUAUUUCUGGUCCCGAUCGGAAACGAAGGCUGGCCAACACACAUGGGGAUGUCUGGCUGAGACGCGCUGGACCCGGGACUGGGUUGGAACCCGGACCCAGUAGAAGUACCACAAAUGUGAAUAGCUGGUCUAUUCCGAGCGGAUCGUCGCGUACGCGGACAGAACAUGCUACACUUGGUACUUCCUACGCCACGCCGAUCGACUUGUCCUCGCCAUCACCAAACCCUGUUCCACCAAAUACAAGUGACCGCAGGAGUUCAUGGUCUCGAACGGGAGGUGGUUUCUUGGAGUAUAUAAGGCCUCGAUGGCAGCCUGACACUGAGUUUAUUGUUCGGCCUCCAGAACCUUACCGAUCUCCUGUGCCCACCCUAGUUGCCCCAGGAGGAUCACAUUUUGAUCUGGAAGCGAGCGAUAUUUCUACUGCCUUCAAUCCAGCUUUGGGAGGCGGCGAGGAGGUGCGCCUCUGUAAUCCCUGUGUUCCGGACCCGAACCCAGAACCACCUCCUGGAUAUACUGCACUUCGAUCUUGCACAGGUGCAGGCUCGGUGAACCAGUCUCGACAUCGGAGUUAUCAUUCUAUGUCGACACCAAGCAGAGCAUACCCCUAUAGUGUAACUGCCGACAACGCUUCUUCUCGACCAAGCCGCAGAACCCUGGGAUCAAAUGAAUUUUUGACCUUCGCUGGCCUGGGGGGUUCAUUUGCUUCCCAAAUACCUGAGCGUCCAAUUGAAUACGGACCUAUAUCGGCUCGUUUUGCGCCGGCCCUGAGGGCGUCUACGUCUCUCCCUCAUACCGGACAAAGUGCUAGGCCACUACCACCUGGAACAUUACAUAGUACAGCCACUGCUAAUCUAGCAGAUAAUUGGCGCUCCUCUCACUCUCUGCGUCGCCGCAUCGAUGAGCGCGAUUUAUGCCCAAUCUGUGACAAUGAACUCCCUCCACUAGGCGAGAAUGGGAAUGAGGAUGUUCGAGAAGUACAUAUCCGAGAAUGCAUUGAGAGUCACGGCCGACAAACAGGCUCUCUGCCGCAAAGUGGCAGUCCAGUUACGCAGCCCGCGAUACCUGUGCGGAUGCUCAUUUUCACUGCUACUGAGAAGGACUGUCUCGGUCACGAUGGUGCAACACAAGAGUGUACUAUCUGUAUGGAGGAUUACGAAGUCGGUCAGUCACUGCCGAUGGAGAUUGAUCCGCGCUUACACCCUGGAGGUGAAGUAGCUGCAGAAGCAUCGAACCACUCCCUUGUGCCUUCCCCCGGCACAAGGCACACUAAUCUCACUGUAUCUUCAUCACGGACACCUACCGAAUACCCGGAUCCCCCUCCCUACUUCUCCGGCGAACGCCUGCGCUCUGCCCCCUCUGCUACGAGCAACGUGAACUACUACAAUACCUCGACCGCGCAGUCUCCGGUGACACACACAUUAUGCCAAGGAAAGCCGGAAUCCAUUCUUGAUUCAAGUAAUCAAACAUAUUCUAGCGACACUAAUGAUCCUUAUGCGGAUCUGAAACGCCCUCGGGCUUGCGAAGCUUGCCGACAGCUUAAAGUCCGGUGCGAACCCGAUGCAACCAAUCCGAACGGGUCGUGUAAGCGAUGUGCAAAAGCACGAAGGUCAUGUGUGGUUACGGUUCCCACCCGUAAGCGUCAAAAAAAGACAGAUAGUCGAGUUGCGGAGCUGGAGAGGAAGAUUGAUGCUCUGACGGCCAGUCUCCAGGCCUCGCAUGGCCAGGACCCGUUAUUGCAAGCGGCACAAUCGGAAACACCACGUGGUGAAUAUGCAAAUCGAAGAUGGCUGGGACCAACAAGUACUAGUCCGACCAACAAUGUGUCCUCGGAAUCGCCGACAACUACUCUAUCGGGGACUAAACGACACCAUAGCGGGGAGAUCAAGGAUGCUAGAGACGAUGAACUCCCAGGAAGCUGUAUGCCUAGCCCUACUACGGAGAAUACAGUAGACCAUGGUGGUAAACAGCCCCACGGCGGCCGCGUGUGUAGCCCGAAUGCCACAUUGAAGCCCGAAUCACGCAACGAAUUUGUUGAUGUGAUUGAUAGAGGUCUCGUCAGUGUGGAGGUAGCGACGGAAGCAUUUAAUAGAUAUACCUCCGAGAUGGCCGACAAAAUCCCCAUGGUGAUCUUUCCUACUGGAACCACGAUGCAGGACGUUCGAAGGAGAAAGCCUCUGGUGCUCCAUGCGAUUGUUGCAGCCGCUGUUGGCCCCAUCCAACCUGACUUGCACAUACCCCUUGUGAAUGACUUUUACAAGGUCAUUGCAGACCGGAUUAUAGUUAGGGGAGAAAAGUCAUUGGAACUUAUGCAGGGCCUUCUUGUGACCUGUAACUGGUAUACGCCACCAGAUAACUUCGAGGAACUUAAGUUCUUCCAGUUGAGCCAUCUGGCUCUUACGGUGGGCAUCGACAUAGGGAUGUAUCGGAAAUCUACGGCUAGGAGUAAGCCGUUCAGCUUAAUCAGGGAAUCUGCAGCAAAAAAGACACCCUCACAGGAUCCUGAUUCUCCUGAAGCUCGACGAGCAUGGCUUGGGUGUUACUUUGUAGCAGUGCAGGUAUCGACCUCUUUGAGGCGGCCAAUUCUUGUGCGUUGGAGCUCGUACAUGGACGAGUGUGUGGAAAUCCUGGAAAAAUCACCAGAAGCCCUGCCAACCGAUAAGACUAUGAUUCACUGGGCUAAGUUGGCGCAAAUUAUAGAAGAGAUUAACAUGCAAUUUGUUGGCGAUGACACCGCUGCAACUGUCUCCUUCGAUGAGCCUAAAUUCCAGUAUACUCUGAAGGUUUUCGAGAAGCAGCUUGAGCAGUGGCGGAGAGAAGCGCGACCUGAAGAAUCUCCUAUGUUGAAACAGGCAGAAUGCAUUGUCGAUCUUUAUAUGCACGAGGGCGCCAUGCAUAUGGAACUCAAUGAUGACAAGGAAACAACAAGUGAAGUCUAUUCAAGUCCAACCAGUGCAGCCCAUAUGAAUGCAUUAAUGGCUCUGGCUCGAACAUCAUUCGCAGUUGUGGCCCUCAUCAAAUUAUAUUCCCUUGCCUCAGCUCCGGAAACCCGCAUCGGACAGGUCAUUGAACCAUCGAGUUUGAAGGUGGAGUACUAUCUCGACAAGGUCGUUCAGCAUUACACCACAGCAGGCGAUCUUGCUGGUGGCCGAACGCCAGCGAAGUUUUCUGUGGUUCUACGCAUGCUACGGAGUUGGUUUGCUAAGCGGAAAGACCAAAUUCCAGCACUAAAAGAGAUUUUGGGAGGAAAGCAUAGUAUUGUUCUAUGUCAGGAUGGCUCAGAAAAUAGCGAUGAGAGAAACCAACCGUCUAAAUCUGGCUCCACCCCACUUCACCUUCUGAGUGAAGUCGCCGUGAGCGAGCCGAAGAACCGGCCUGCCGAUCCAGGUCAAAUACCUUACCCACAACGAGCAGCGCCAACAGCCAGUUUGCCGCAGACCUCGGACUCACUCACCACGCCCUCAUUCUCAGGCCUCAUCUCCCAAUCCCAGUCCCUGGAUCCAACAUCCGGGCCACCCACGGGCCCGAAUACAACAUCAAACUCUGAAAAUUGGGUUCAAUACCCCCCAUCUCGUCAAUAUUACCCUUCAUUCAGCUCUCCCUAUCAAGACAUUCCAUCCUCAGGCUACCCCGAUCCCAGUGGAAACAACUUGGUCAUGUCCGACGCUACGCAGGAAUUCUAUGUUCCCGAACUCGGGCUACAAGUAGGAGUGGACCCGAGCAAUCUGUUCGCUUUGGAGAAUAUGUUUGGAUACGGAGUUUUGAACCUGCCGCUGCCGCUGCCGACUGACGAUGACAUUGGAUAUUAUUAA
Messenger RNA from Aspergillus tanneri, 3987 nucleotides. RefSeq lists its product as uncharacterized. The record is from RefSeq and is a predicted model, not a curated record. The transcript has 8 exons. The coding region runs from base 1 to 3987 and encodes 1328 amino acids. Lineage: Eukaryota; Fungi; Ascomycota; Eurotiomycetes; Eurotiales; Aspergillaceae. Gene Ontology annotation, cellular component: nucleus. Gene Ontology annotation, molecular function: DNA-binding transcription factor activity, RNA polymerase II-specific; transcription cis-regulatory region binding; zinc ion binding. Gene Ontology annotation, biological process: DNA-templated transcription; regulation of DNA-templated transcription.